UGUUUCUUAAACGGUGAUAUUGGCCGAAGAUCACUGACUUUAGCCAUGUCGACGACGAUGAGCUCACUCUCCUACCCGGCCCUAUUCCCAAAAUGCCCUCGUCUUCAUCUCAAAUUUCCCCCUAAUGCCCUUCUCUUCCUCCGAAACCCUAGCAAUACCCUCGCCUUUUGCUCUUCUCCAACUCGAAUUCAACUGUCCAAGCCCCAAAUCCAAUACACCCAUAAUCUCUUUGGAUUUGCUGAAAAAAAUUUAGGGGUUUUGCGCCGAAGAAAGUUAGGGUUUUGUGCGAAUGCUGAGAAUGGAGAAGAGAAGAGUAAUGGUAGUGGUUUUGAGGGAAUUGAAGAAGCUAGAAGGCAGAGUACAAUGCCUGAAAGGUUCAGACACUUGACCAAAGAAGCUCCUGACCCUCCUUUAAGGUGGCCUUGGUAUAUAGCACUGGUUUUCCUUGUCUAUGCAUGGAGAACCGUCUUGUGGGAACUAUCUAACUGGAGAAAAGCUGCAUUGGCUGUCGUCUAUUUUGCGGGAUACCUCUUGAAACUUGCUUUGGCCCUUAUCUUCCAUUUCAUUGGCAAUCCAGUCACUUCUCUGAUCAGAUGUGUUGAGACUGCACUUUACACUAUAAGAGCUUUUUACUCAAGCAUAGUGACAUAUGCCCCUGUUCCAGAGCUGACAACGAUCAUCAUACUGGCAUCAGCAGUACUUGCAAUAGCAGAAGCCACAGUUCCAGACUCUGUAAACAGCCAGCCAUAUCUUCUCACGGUAUCCGGCCUAAUUGGCUUUGCAGCCGUGAAAGAUUUCAUCUCUGAGCCAUUCUUCUGGACCCUCCUAGUGGGGUUGUUUGCUUUUGCUCAGCUUGUUAAGAAGAGAGACUAUGUUUCAUCUGCAUUGCCUGUUGCAGCUGUGCUUGCUGCUGUUGGACAACCAUGGCUUAGAGUUGUCGUGAUAGCCUCAUAUACAGCUUUGGCCAUUUCUCACCAUUCAAAGAAGAUCUCAGACGGAAAGGAAGAAGGCGAAGUUGCAGCAACAAGUAGGAGGCUUCCAGUGCCUCUGCUGUGUGUCUCCUUAGCCAUUGGAAUCCAUCUUGCAGCUAAGUGGGCCGGGUACCGGCACUUGACAUGGAUGAUAGUAUGACAAAAACAUCAGCUCUUGAACUAGCUUGCUCAGCAGAAACUUGUCCCAACAAUUCAAUCUCCUUUUUCUCUUUUAGGAUAGGCAACUUCUGCAAUCCCAUAUUUUGUGCAAUGUUGUUUGUUGCUUUACUGUUAUAGACGAGUUCUUGUUGAGAAAUUGAUGUGAAAUUAUAUUCAUCUACCCGUUACCCUUUUGGAUUUUGUAUUUCA
Molecule: messenger RNA, 1340 nt
Organism: Vitis vinifera (wine grape)
Lineage: Eukaryota; Viridiplantae; Streptophyta; Magnoliopsida; Vitales; Vitaceae
Exons: 2
Coding region: 46-1131 (361 amino acids)
Source: RefSeq, a predicted model, not a curated record